Messenger RNA from Pecten maximus, 2180 nucleotides. RefSeq names its product F-box/LRR-repeat protein 15-like. The transcript is spliced from 6 exons. Lineage: Eukaryota; Metazoa; Mollusca; Bivalvia; Pectinida; Pectinidae. The coding region runs from base 115 to 1050 and encodes 311 amino acids. Gene Ontology annotation, molecular function: protein binding. The record is from RefSeq and is a predicted model, not a curated record.
CUAGGGUAUCCCGCUAAUGACGUCACAUUUGCGGAAGGAGGUGAAUUAUAAAUGCUUCACCGAAGGACUUGUUUAACAGCCUUAAAAACAAGACUUACAGACUACUGAUCAGACAUGAUGCUAAAGAGAAUGACAAGCAAAGAUGCAGAGCUAGAGGACACCAGCAAAUGUCCAGGAAAUUUGAAAGAGGAAGAUGAAGACAGUUUGAGUUUGUUUGACCUACCAUGGGAAGAUGUUCUCUUCAGAAAAGUACUGCCCCUUCUUCCCCUCACUUCACUAUUCAAAUUCCGAACCGUCAGCUGGAUGUCAAAGGAACUGAUAACAAAUUAUUUCUCACAGACAAAGUCUCUAAAUCUGUGCCAAGUUGCCUUUCGAAUGACUCCAAGUGCAUUCCAUAUCAUGACAGACAGUAACAAUAGCCUGGAAGUGAUUGUGUUGAGGAAUGCUAAGGACUGGCUCUCGGGCAAUCUCUUCAAACCUCUCAUUCACAAGUCACCAAAGCUCAUCAAGGUGGACCUUACAAACUGUCAGACCAUCAAUAAUGUCUGUUUACAGGCCCUGGCUGGUACCUGUAAGAACCUGAAGGAGCUGUACCUGCGGGACUGCCAUUGGGUCAGUGUGGAGGGCAUCAAGACAUUAUCCCUCAACUGUAAGAACCUGGAGAAACUGGAUCUGACUGGAUGCUGGGAAGUUAAUGACAGUGCUGUGGUUGUAAUAGCAAUCUAUUCUCAAAAGUUGAGGUACCUAUCUGUUGCCAAGAUCUACGGUUUAACGGAUCAUGCCAUAAGCUCUUUAGCAAAAUCCAGCAAGUCAUUGGUACACCUCAAUGUUCAGGGAUGUUGGAGACUAUCGGACGACUCAAUUAGAGACCUUGCGGAGUACAGUCGGACUUUGAAAGUGCUACAGGUACGGGAGUGCCGUGAUGUCACAGAGGGCAGUUUGGCACGUUUACGUGUCCAACAAGUUAAACUUGAUGUUCGACCUCCCCCUCAUCUCCGAAACUUGAAUAUUUUACAUACACAGAAUCAAAAACUCAAUGUUCAAAUAUGAAACAAAUUUUUGGCACAAUUAAGUGUAGUCAUAAAUUCAAUGAUCCAGUGAUCACAGAAUGGGAAGUUCCUCAUCCGAGUCACUAGCUUCGGCGCAAUCCAGGAGGUCAGCGUUGAUCAAGCGACAUUUCUUCCUAACCAGCCCCACUGGACUUUCUGAUGGCACAAAGGGAGAUGACUCCGGUACAGUGACAUCAUUCUCUUUAUCAUGUUGAGAACAUACAACACUAUUUGUUUCUGAAAAGUAAAGAUGGGUCUUGAGAAACUUGAAACUCUGAAAACUACACAAUACUAAACAACCAUCUACAAAUCUCAAACAACUUUAAAAUAUUCAAAAUAAAGUUUCUCCAAUCUAUGAUAAUUCGGUAUUGUUCUAGAAUAUCUAGUCAUCUUAGAAAAAAUAUGUUAUCAUAUGCACGACAAGAAAUGACAUAUAUAUAUAUGCAGCUGUUGGAGACUGUGGAAGGUCUCCUCAAUGUAUUUUUCAAUGUAUUACUUAUGAUCAGCCUUGUUUUUAGAAUGUAUUUCUAAAUUUCUGAGCAGUUUCAAUUGAAUACAUUUUCAAAUUAAAUCAUUGAUAUCUGUCUCACUAUGUUUAAGAAAAGAUUUAUGAUGAAGGGGUAUGCUUGAAAGUGUUUCUCUUAUCUGAUGAGUGUAUCGUUUUCAUAUAUAGAACUACAGUAAAAUUGUUUGUGUCGAACACACUCAUGUCAAAUAAAAUAGAUGAGUUAAAUGGUAAGCUUGGUAACAAAUUUUCUCCUUUUUGAUUGAAGUAAAUUAAACAUGGAUGUCUCUAACACUCUUAAGUAAAAUACAGUGGCUGUGUCAAAAUCCUGUUUUUAGUCACUACUUUAACAUCUGUAAUUUACUUUCUCCAGUUACGUCAAACAUUCACAGGUGCCAGUUAGGACAGCCAAGUAAAACCUGUUGAAUCUUAAACAUAUUGUCCAGGGUCUCGCGUUCCUUAGGAUAACAAAGCUAACGGACAAGCUUUUGACAAGAUUGAAAUGUACGACCAGGUUGUUUGAAUCAUGAUUUACAAGGGAAAUGUAUUUUUUGUUAUAUCCCGGAACCAUUUAUAGAACCUGUAAAUAUUUUGUUGAAUUAAAAAUAAAUCAAAUGAAUUCAUUA